AAUUGGGCAGCCGUCGCCUCCCUCCUCCCGCAUCCCAUCCCCAUCUCCUCCCCGCCACUCCCCAAUUCCAAUUUCCGAGCUAGCAUCUCGCGAAAUUUUCCCCAGAUUCGCCUGCGCUUCGAGCUCCCUCCACCAUUUUCGUCCAAAACUCAAAUCCUCCCUCCUCGGCCGAAGCUCUCAAAUACCCAUGGCCGCUCCCCUCCUACAUCCAGCUCCAGCUCCAGCCUCUCCACGCCGCCUCCGCCCCCGAUCCCGAGCGCGCCCGCUACCCGAGCCCCGCGAUGGCCGCCGCCGGCUCCGGAGCUGACAAGGAGAACGCCGCUCCUUCGACUUCGGCCGCCACCGCGGCCGGUCCCCGGCGGCACGGGUACGGCGUCAGGAGCUGCGGGGUGAAGAAGCGGUCAUCCAGGGCGCGGGGGGCCGGGCGGGUGCCGCUCCGGGACAUCACCAAUCUGGUGGCGGCGGCCGCGGGGCCCGAGGCAACGCUCGCGCCCGGGCAGGACGCGUCGCCGGCCGCGGUGGAGCUGGCGAAGAAGCCCGAUGCGGCGGUGCCGGCGGUGGCGGGAGCGGCGGAGGCGCAGGACGGAGCGGCUGCUGGUGGCGCCGCGGCGAAGAAGGCGGCCGCUGCGCCCAGAUACUCGCUCCGGAAGGGGUUCAGAUAGGCCGUACAGUAGAACUUGGAGGUGCUUCUUGUUUCAUCGUCCAAUAACUUAUUGGAUUGAGUUGAUUGAUUGAUUGCUUGGUUUCCUCUUUUCUGUAAUCUUGAGCAUAAGAAAUGAUUUGUUCACAUAAGGAGAAUA
Molecule: messenger RNA, 800 nt
Organism: Panicum hallii
Lineage: Eukaryota; Viridiplantae; Streptophyta; Magnoliopsida; Poales; Poaceae
Exons: 1
Coding region: 282-662 (126 amino acids)
Source: RefSeq, a predicted model, not a curated record